AUGAAAAUGGAACCAAAUGGUAUAUUCCAGAUUCAUUUAAAAAUGAAGAUUUAUUAAAUUUAAGUAAUAGAAUUGAUGUGUACAUAGAAGAACCUUUUGUGCCAGCAGAGGAAGAAAAAACAACAAAGAAAAUCACGGCCAAAACAACAACAGUCAAAACAACAGCCGAAAAAACAACCGCAAAAACAACAAAAACAAAAACAACAAAAACGUAG
Messenger RNA from Dentiscutata erythropus, 215 nucleotides. NCBI's taxonomy places the organism in Eukaryota, Fungi, Glomeromycota, Glomeromycetes, Diversisporales, Gigasporaceae. The record is from the annotation of a GenBank genome assembly.